Nematolebias whitei (Rio pearlfish) is the source of this 2832-nucleotide messenger RNA. It is a transcript of the gene tle2a, whose product is annotated as TLE family member 2, transcriptional corepressor a. Lineage: Eukaryota; Metazoa; Chordata; Actinopteri; Cyprinodontiformes; Rivulidae. Gene Ontology annotation, molecular function: protein binding; transcription corepressor activity. Gene Ontology annotation, cellular component: nucleus; transcription regulator complex. The record is from RefSeq and is a predicted model, not a curated record. Gene Ontology annotation, biological process: negative regulation of canonical Wnt signaling pathway; regulation of DNA-templated transcription. The transcript is spliced from 20 exons. The coding region runs from base 487 to 2832 and encodes 781 amino acids.
CAACGAGUGAGACAAAAGAGGCUGCGGCUGCAUUGAGUGUGCUGGUGGUGUGUCCGUCUACGAAGCCACAAGCUAACCGCAUCCCCCUCCUCCUCCUCCACCUCCUCCUCCGCCUCUCUGCUACACACGGCGGAAAAAAAAAAAAAAAACACAGAGAAGACGGAGAUAAUUCGCGACAUCGAGAUCUCUGGAAGCCAAGCUGAGGAGUCGAGGAAGGAGCGGGUUCUGUGCUCGUCGAGCCGCGGCGUGCUGCGGGGGUGUGCGGUGCGUGCGGGCUGCUUGGAGACAGCUCUAACCCAGAACAAAGGAGUCUUGAGCAGCGACAGGAGAGACGAGCGUUUGCCAUUCUCCUUGAAACCCGGCGGAAUGGCUGCGUGAAGGCGGCGGCGCCUCGCAUUUCUCCACGAAGCUUCCCCAGAGGAGAGGAAGAAGGAGGACAAAAGCAGAAGAGUUUGUUGAGAGACACCCAAGAAGUCGGCGGCUACAAUGUUUCCUCAGAACCGACCACCGGCGCCUCUGCAGCCACCUCCGGGGUCCUCUGCCUCAGUAGUGGCAGCUGCAGCCGCAGCAGCAGCCGCGGCUUCGGGGACACCUCAGUCACUGAAACUUACCUACCCAGAAACUCUGGAUCGUAUCAAGGAGGAGUUUCAGUUCCUCCAGACGCAGUACCACAGUUUGAAGCUGGAGUGUGAGAAGCUGGCCACGGAGAAGACCGAGAUCCAAAGACACUACGUUAUGUAUUAUGAAAUGUCCUACGGCCUGAACAUUGAAAUGCACAAGCAGCUCAUCCCCUUCCUGUCACAGGAGCACCAGCAGCAGGUGGUCCAGGCAAUGGAACGCGCCAAACAGGUGACCAUGGGGGAGCUAAAUGCUUCGAUAGGGGUACGUGGGCUCCCCCCUCUGCCUCAUAGCCAGCUUCAGGUGCAGCACCUAUCCCAGCAUGCUCAGGGUUUGCCUGUGGGACCACACCCGUCAGGACUGCCCCACCCCAGCCUGGCGCUCGGCGGCGGGUCGGGCCUGCUCGCCCUGUCCGGCGCUUUGGGAGCCCAGCUGGCUGCAAAAGAUGAGAGGGCGCACCUGGAGGCGGUGGCGGCGGCGGCCUCUGCUGCCGCUGCAGAGCACCACAGAGAUCGUGAAGCUGGACCGAGCUCUCUUUCCAACGGCGAUAAGGGUCGUUCAUCAGACUACCUCAGCAACGGCAAAAAGAGGAAAGCAGACGAGAAGGAGUUCAUGACCGACUACGGCAGUGAUGUGGAUAAGAGCGAUGAUAAUUUGGUGGUGGAUGAGGACCCGUCCUCCCCCCGCAGCGUGCAGUCCUACUCGUCACGGGAAAAUGGUUUAGACAAGAUGCCCCUGUCUCGUAAGGAGGGCCCCCCCCAGGCCAGCCCCACCUCUCUUGCUUCAUCCAGCAGCGCUACCUCCCCCUCACGUGGCAAAGAGCCCCCACAGAGAGAAAAGUCCAGCACCCCAGGUAUGAAGCCAGGGACCCCCAUGUCUCAAGAGUCCAACACCCCUGGACCAAGUGGGCCCCCACAGUUUAGACCUGUUCCGGGCAAGCCUGGCGUAGACCCCCUCGCUCUCGGCCUGAGAAACCCCUUGGCCGUGCAGGGGGCGUACCCUCCAGGAGCUUUUGGCCUGCCUCCCCCAGGAGUGAAUGGCGACCUGCCGGGGACGGCGGGCUACGGAGCCGGCCUCCACUUGGUCUCCCCCCAGAUGAACGGAGCAGCGGCGGCGGCAGCUGCAGCUGCUGCAGGCUAUGGCCGGUCCCCUGUGGUGGGCUAUGAGUCUCCACACCCCCAUAUGAGGGUCCCUGGGCUUCCUGCCAGCCUGCAGUCGGCUUCAGGAAAACCCGCCUACUCGUUCCAUGUGAGCGCAGACGGUCAGAUGCAGCCGGUGCCGUUUCCCCCCGACGCCUUGCUCGGUCCGGGGAUCCCGCGUCACGCCCGUCAGAUCCACACGCUGAGCCACGGAGAGGUGGUGUGCGCCGUCACCAUCAGCACCUCGACGCGCCACGUUUACACCGGAGGCAAGGGCUGUGUCAAGGUGUGGGACAUCAGCCAGCCAGGAAGCAAGAGUCCUAUGGCCCAACUGGACUGUCUGAACAGGGAUAACUACAUCCGCUCUUGCAAGCUGCUCUCAGACGGGCGAACCUUGAUUGUUGGCGGCGAAGCCAGCACGCUGUCCAUCUGGGAUUUGGCCACGCCCACUCCUCGCAUUAAGGCGGAGCUAACGUCGUCCGCUCCGGCCUGCUACGCCCUGGCCAUCUCGCCUGACAACAAGGUCUGCUUCUCCUGCUGCAGCGAUGGCAACAUCGUCGUCUGGGACCUCCACAACCAGACGCUGGUCCGGCAGUUCCAGGGCCACACAGAUGGGGCGAGCUGCAUCGACAUCUCCAACGACGGCACCAAACUGUGGACCGGAGGGCUGGACAACACGGUGCGCUGCUGGGACCUCCGGGAGGGACGGCAGCUGCAGCAGCACGACUUCACCUCACAGAUCUUCUCUCUGGGCUACUGUCCGACGGGCGAGUGGCUCGCUGUGGGGAUGGAGAGCAGCAACGUGGAAGUCCUGCACGUCUCCAAACCUGACAAGUACCAGCUGCACCUCCACGAGAGCUGCGUCCUCUCGCUUAAAUUCGCCUACUGCGGUAAAUGGUUUGUGAGCACAGGGAAAGAUAACCUUCUGAACGCCUGGCGGACGCCCUACGGAUCCAGCAUAUUCCAGUCCAAGGAGUCCUCGUCCGUCCUCAGCUGUGACAUCUCACCCGACGACCAGUUCAUCGUCACCGGCUCUGGGGACAAGAAGGCGACAGUCUAUGAAGUCAUCUACUGA